Molecule: messenger RNA, 807 nt
Organism: Salvelinus fontinalis (brook trout)
Lineage: Eukaryota; Metazoa; Chordata; Actinopteri; Salmoniformes; Salmonidae
Exons: 1
Coding region: 1-807 (268 amino acids)
Source: RefSeq, a predicted model, not a curated record
AUGCUUUUAGCCAUUUACCCUAACACCCUCAGCAUACCCCCUCGAUAUACCGUCAGCAUACCCCCUCGAUAUACCCUCAGCAUACCCCCUCGAUAUACCCUCAGCGUACCCCCUCGAUAUACCCUCAGCGUACCCCCUCGAUAUACCCUCAGCGUACCCCCUCGAUAUACCCUCAGCGUACCCCCUCGAUAUACCCUCAGCGUACCCCCUCGAUAUACCCUCAGCGUACCCCCUCGAUAUACCCUCAGCGUACCCCCUCGAUAUACCCUCAGCGUACCCCCUCGAUAUACCCUCAGCGUACCCCCUCGAUAUACCCUCAGCGUACCCCCUCGAUAUACCCUCAGCGUACCCCCUCGAUAUACCCUCAGCGUACCCCCUCGAUAUACCCUCAGCGUACCCCCUCGAUAUACCCUCAGCGUACCCCCUCGAUAUACCCUCAGCGUACCCCCUCGAUAUACCCUCAGCGUACCCCCUCGAUAUACCCUCAGCGUACCCCCUCGAUAUACCCUCAGCGUACCCCCUCGAUAUACCCUCAGCGUACCCCCUCGAUAUACCCUCAGCGUACCCCCUCGAUAUACCCUCAGCGUACCCCCUCGAUAUACCCUCAGCGUACCCCCUCGAUAUACCCUCAGCGUACCCCCUCGAUAUACCCUCAGCGUACCCCCUCGAUAUACCCUCAGCGUACCCCCUCGAUAUAGCCUCAGCGUACCCCCUCGAUAUAGCCUCAGCGUACCCCCUCGAUAUACCCUCAGCGUACCCCCUCGAUAUACCCUCAGCGUACCCCCUCAAUUCGAGCCCUGGUUUUAA